CGUCCUGUCCGCGAGGGCUGACUCGCAGAUGCUGCUCUUUUGUGUGCUGCGUUUCCGCACCGUCAUGACUUCCGUUUCCAUGCCGACGUAAGUUGGAGCUGUGCAGACCCGUGCAGCACGUCGCGAGCGCUCUGGGCUGUAGCACAGUGGUUGUGCAGGAUGGCGGACAGCCGGUCUGGCGCGCGGAGGGCUUGCGCCGUCCUCCUGAGUAAGGACUUCGUGUCUUCGCGGAAAGGACAGCUUCUGCUGGGAGAAGUGGCCUCGUCCUUUAUCAGCUUUGUGUGCUUCUGUGCGUCGACGGCAGCUGUCUUCGUCACUGCUCCCCUCCUCGCCUUCCUCACCGCUCUCUUCCUCCUCUUCGCUUAUUCCACCAAGUUCAAUGAGCGCUUCAAAGGCUUCCAGUGGCCCCUAAUGGAUUUUCUGCGCUGUGUCAGCGCCUCCAUUGUCUUCUUCAUCAUCUCCAUAAUGGCAGUGUCCAGGUACCCAGAUGGAUCCUCAAAAGCUGCAGGAGUGUUUGGCUUCAUCGCCACCAUUGUUUUUGCGCUGGAUUUUUAUUUCAUCUUUAAUGAGCUGGCGGACUUCAUCAAGGGGGGCGGGACUAACGAGGAGCCACAGAACGCAGAAGACGGAGACUUGGACACGGACUCAGACUGAGUGUCCUUAUACCAGAGGACCAUCAACAAGCUAAGGUUAUAUUCAGAUAUUAAAGCCUUGAGACGAAGAUCUACCACGUAUCAGCUAAAAGCAGACAUGAGUCAUGAUUUAAACUCAGCACGGUACAGCAGUGGAGGAGGAGCUUCUGCUCCAAUCCAGACUUUCAGCAUGCUGAAGAAAACACCGACAACCUCCACAAUAUCCCUCUAAGACAGUUUAGUGUUCAUGAUAUUUAAAUGAUAUUGUCUUCAACAUAUCAUGGUUGACAAAGUAAGACACUGAAGAAUAAUUAUAAGUGGACAAAUUGAAGAAUGUUUAUUCCUCAUUAAAAGUGUUAAUAAAACAGAGAAACUCAGAACUUUAGCGAUAUACUCUUGACUUUGGUCUCAUGUUAAUUUGGUCUCCUUCUCCCAAAGGUUAAGUGUAAAGGUUGCUAGUGUUUUGGAUUAUAUCAUCUUCAGCAGCGGGGGUUCUCUGUACCUGCUGUGCACAUGCCACACAUACUGCUGUCAUACACCCCUACAGACAGGCCAGGUGGUCAGGGUGAACUCUAACACACACACACACACACACACACACAGUCGCACGCACUCGCACGCACGCACUCGCGCGCACACACACGCAUAGAGAAUAAAUCCGUACUAUAUGAAUGCAUUAAAAUAUCUUCAGUACAUUUGCACAGUCACACAAACGUGUGAUUUGCAGCUGCUGCAGUUUGAGAGCAGAUCAGCUGUUUGUUAGUGUGAAGCUCCUCCAGACAGGAAGCUCUCCUUAGGACAGAUCAGGUGGUCCCAGUUCAACUGAUUCAUCACACCCACUGGUCCCAGUUCACCUGGUUUAUCACACCCCCUGGUCCCAGUACAGCUCAUUCAUGCUGACUCCUGUUCUCUUCUGAUCCGAGGCAGUCAGCUUCAGGAAUGUAUCACACUAUCAGUCUCUAUCAGACUCAAUCAAUACACUAAUAUCUGGUCAUUUAAAAAAACUUACUUAAGUAUUAACCCUUAAAAAGUGUGCGUGUGAAUUAAAGGAAGGCUCCACCCAUGGCCAGCAAGACACCGUUUAGAUCACGCAGUGUGGGACAGACACGCCCCCUCUAGCUCAACUU
Messenger RNA from Electrophorus electricus (electric eel), 1759 nucleotides. It is a transcript of the gene cmtm3, whose product is annotated as CKLF-like MARVEL transmembrane domain containing 3. The record is from RefSeq and is a predicted model, not a curated record. Gene Ontology annotation, cellular component: membrane. Lineage: Eukaryota; Metazoa; Chordata; Actinopteri; Gymnotiformes; Gymnotidae.